GAUUGGCAUUGGUUACCAAGGUGAUUCUUAACUCAACCAGGUGUGAAAGUCGGUGAAAAAUUCCCCAGCAGAAGCUGUGUGAACUUGGACUUCGUCUCGACAACAGAAAUCCCCGCAUCUGGAUUUGCCAGUGACUUCAAGUUCAAGGAUGGAUCCAGCUGAAGAUCCUAGUAAAGGUGGAGCAGCAGCUCCUCCUGUUAUUCACUAUCAUGUCUACAACAUCAGUCAGGUGGAAAAUGUACAGAUUGGUACAGACAAUGUUAUUAACAAGAUUGGAUAUGAGGACGAUAUUGUGGAUGCACCACCUUCUUUGGAAAUGCCAACAGUUAGCUCCAACGUACAACCUGGUCUUCCUCCUGAUGUCCACCCACAACUACAGUUAGCAGGCAGAACCUGUCCUGUAACAGGAGCUAUGGGGAACACCAACCCACCACCCAUUACACCAAACAUCACACCCAGUGAACCCCAACACAGCCCUUCUAAUGGUGCUACACCAAACACUAGUACUACAGACAAUGGGAGUUCCAAUAAACCCCAAGCAAGCCCUCCUAAGCUGGACCCCAGCCUUCAUAUAGGAAAAAUGCCAUUCACGGUUCGCCUCAGGUUAACCAGCAUGCUGAGUGUGAAAAAGCCUGAUGGUAAAGACUGGAGGCUACUCGUGGAGAAGUUGGGAUUCGAGCCACACUAUGUUUCCUUGUGGGACCAGCGAAAGGAAAACCCAGCUGAAACACUGCUACAGUCCUGGGCAGUAAAGCUAGAUGCAACUGUAGGCAGAUUACAUGCCCUGCUGCUGGAGUGUGACAUGGGAGAUAUCGCAGAAAUACUCUGAGAUUCUCUCCAUAAAAUGGAUGGCUCCAAGAGGAGCAAUGGUGGAUGGACCACAUUUGAUUUUGAACUGAAAACACUGAACUCUCCAAGUGUCAAUUCUGUAUUGGGCAUUGUUAUGAGCCAUGACACUCGUAGGGUUAAUCUUCAACAUUCCUGACAUUUGCUGCUGAAGCAGUGUGUGGAUUAGGAUACUUCUUUCCACACCGAUUAAGCACAAGAAUACUAGUAGCUUUAAACAAUGUUUACAGUUAAUUGUUUAAAGGCUAGGUCGAACAAGUCGUUUGGUGUAAUUGAUAUAAUAUAGCCAGCUGCUGCUGUGCAGCAUGCCUGUGAAGCUGGUGUGUUACACCGAGGGGCGGUUAUACCGGCUAUAUAGGAUACAGAUGACUAUUUUUGUUUCAGUGUAAAUGGUAAAGAUUGAACAGUAGAAAUGCUCAUUUUUAAUUUUCAUCCAGGUAUCCUCAAAUGAGCUAUGGUUUUACUAGUGUGCAUGUAUGAAUCUGUUUUUUAA
This is a messenger RNA of Branchiostoma belcheri (Belcher's lancelet), 1339 nucleotides long. RefSeq names its product tumor necrosis factor receptor superfamily member 16-like. The transcript has 4 exons. Gene Ontology annotation, molecular function: TIR domain binding. NCBI's taxonomy places the organism in Eukaryota, Metazoa, Chordata, Leptocardii, Amphioxiformes, Branchiostomatidae. The record is from RefSeq and is a predicted model, not a curated record. Gene Ontology annotation, biological process: MyD88-dependent toll-like receptor signaling pathway; positive regulation of canonical NF-kappaB signal transduction. Bases 149 to 829 code for a protein of 226 amino acids.